CCCCAUUCCCACCCUCUCCACAAUUCAAUUUCUUCACCUCUUCCCAAUUCUACUUCUACACAACAUGUCCGACCUGAUGUGCCUAUCAAAGCACACCACUUCUCCUCCGCCCAAAACACGGUGGUUCUCCUCCGUCCUCCUCCUCCUCGUCGCUGAUUUGGCCCAACUCUGUUCUUUAAUUCUCUCCCACCCUCUCUACUUCUCAUCAUACUUUUUUGUCUUCUUCACCCCUCCCCAAAUCCUCACAGCCCUCACAUAUCUCUUCCCUCUUCUCCUCACUACCGCUUCCCUGUUCCUCCUUCCCCACCCCGCCGGCACUGAUCAUAACAGUACUGAUCCUCUUGCUGCGAUGAAAAGAUUGCAGCGGUCAAAGUUUAUAGAUGAUGGGAGUGAAGGGAUUUUGGAUACAUUUGAGGGUUUUGAAGCUUAUGAGAAGAAGAUAGCUUUGCAAUGCCCUGAUGAAACAUUGGGUGUUCAAGAAAACCAAGUCCAGUUCUUGGUGGAUCAAUGUUUAUCAUCAUUAUCAUCCGUGGAGGAUGAGGAUGAGGAUGAGGAGGAUGAGAUGUACUAUUCAUCAGAAGAAGCUGAUGAAGAAAGUAAUGCACCUACUGCAGAGACAAUUGAGGCUUGCAAAACAGAAAUUCCAAAAUCAAGAAAUUACAAAUCUCAGAAAUCUGCUUCCUUUCCCAUGAGAAGUAGAGAGCGAAAGCCCACGGUGGCGGGGAAGAUGACUUUGGGGUGGAGGAUGUACGAGGAGAGGCGGUGCAGCGGAGAAGGGAUGGACUUAUUGUGGGAGACGUACGAGACGGAGUCGAUCAGGAGCAUCCCUGGCCCUGCCGCGAUACACGCAGUAGAGGAAGAAUCAAUGAGAUCAGAUCAGAUGAGGAAGAGCAAGAAAAGAGGGGAUGAUGAAGAAAUGGGGACAAGCAGGUCAUCAUCAUAUGGCAAGGAGAGCGAUGAUGAUGAAGGGGAGAUGGUGAUGAUGGAUGAGUUGUGUUGCUUGCAGGCACUCAAGAAGUUAUCAGCUGCCAGGAAGGUGAACAUGGGGGGGAUGGGAAAGUCUAAUCUUAAGAAGAUUUCAAAAGCUAUCAAAGGGAUUGGAUGGUUUAACCAUUUGGGCAAGCGGCACAGGAAGAAGCAGGUGGUGCAUAUUGAAGACAACAGACUAAUCUAGUCUAGCUAGUUACUAAAAUGACAUUUGUCUUCUUCAUCAAUUUUGGUGUCACAAUAUCUCCUUGCUGUUGUUUUUUUUGGCUUAUGAGAGUUAUUAUACCUAGAAGUAUAACUAUUGAAGACAAUAAACUGUUGGAAAAAUUCAUAUUAA
Cuscuta europaea is the source of this 1324-nucleotide messenger RNA. The record is from the annotation of a GenBank genome assembly. NCBI's taxonomy places the organism in Eukaryota, Viridiplantae, Streptophyta, Magnoliopsida, Solanales, Convolvulaceae.